AUGAAUCUCUUCGUCCUCUCAUUCGCUACUCUAGCGUCCUUCGUCGCCAUCGCUAAUGGUGCAUCCAUGAUCCGUCAGGAAGCCGAGGCCGGCGACCCCUGCAACCUCACUGGCACUUACCAAGUUGGUACAGACAUCUCUUCUUGUAACAAAAUCACUAUUGGGCCUCUCACCGUUCCUGCCGGAGUGACGUUGGAUCUAAACAGAGCCAAGAACGGCGCAACCAUCAACUUCGUUGGCGUCACAACGUUUGGGACCAAAUCGUGGCCCGGGCCACUCGUCACGCUUAGCGGAAACUCUCUUAAUGUCAUGGGGACUGGUACGCUGGACGGCCAGGGACUUUGGUACUGGAAGAAGGGUACAUCGAUCGUCCGCCCGGUUUUCUUUAACGUACAAAGUGUCAUUGGCUCGACUAUUUCGGGCUUCACAAUCAAGAAUUCACCGUACCGCACAUUCAGUAUCUUUACGUCUCAGCACACGACUUUAAGUGGACUCACACUCGACUCUACCGCUGGCAAUGGACUCGCAAAGAACACCGAUGGCUUCGACAUGUCGCUGAAUGAACACGUGACGAUUACGGGUAACCACAUUUACAACCAGGACGAUUGUCUCGCUAUGCAGUCCAGCAUCAACACCACAUUCAGCGGUAACACCUGCAGUGGUGGUCACGGUAUCUCGAUCGGCUCCAUUGGUGGCAAGGUGGUUGACAAAACCACGACGGUGUCCGGCCUUUAUGCUGAGGGCAACAUCAUCAUCAACAGCGAUAACGGCAUCCGCAUUAAAACUGUGACUGACACGGGCAUGGAUAGUGGACUGGUGACUAACGUGAAGUACAUCAAGAACGUGCUACAGAACGUGAGAAAUGCCAUCGCCAUCCAUGGGGACUACAGCAGACCACUUGGAGCCUACAAUGGUAUUGCCGACAGUCUGGUGACAAUUUCGGAUGUCACGGUGGACGGACUCACGGGCUCGGUCGACCAGAAGUACGAUAUCGUUGUCAACCCGAGGGUAGUGUCGAGGUGGACGUUCAGCAAUAUCAAGUUGUCGGCCCCGGUGGGUACUUGCAAGGGUCAGCCAACUGGCAUCUGCUUGAAUGCUGUUUUGAACGUAUAG
Messenger RNA from Peronospora farinosa, 1113 nucleotides. NCBI's taxonomy places the organism in Eukaryota, Oomycota, Peronosporomycetes, Peronosporales, Peronosporaceae. The record is from the annotation of a GenBank genome assembly.